AUGAGAUUCUGGAAAAGCUUGUUACUGUCGGGGCUGGCCUCUGCCGUUAGCGUCCUCUCGCGAGAGAAUACCAGCAACAGCGCGCUCGAGCAGUGCCCCGGCUACACAGCCUCCAACGUUCAGACGACAGACACGGGCUUAACGGCGGAGCUGUCUCUCGCUGGCAAAGCAUGCAACACCUACGGCGACGAUCUCAAGGACCUGAUUCUCCAAGUCACCUACGAGACUGACAACCGUCUACACGUCAAGAUUCAGGAUGCCGGCAAUCAAGUCUACCAAGUGCCCGAAUCCGUCUUUGCGCGGUCAUCAGCUACGUCGUCCGCAUCAGCGAGCCAUCUCCAAUUCUCGCACGCGGCCUCGCCAUUCUCCUUUACCGUUUUCCGGCGCGACACGGGCGAGGUGCUGUUCGACACUUCGGCCGCGCCGCUCGUCUUUGAGACGCAAUACCUGCGGCUGCGCACCGCCCUGCCGCGCGAUCCGUACCUGUACGGCCUCGGCGAGCACUCGGACCCGUUCCGCCUCAACACCACGGGAUACGUCCGCACGCUCUGGAACCAGGACAGCUACGGCAUCCCCAACGGCGCCAACCUCUAUGGCGCGCACCCGUUUUACCUCGAGCAGCGCAGCAGCGGCGCCCAUGGCGUCUUGCUGCUAAACUCCAAUGGCAUGGACAUUCUGAUCGACAAGGACCAUGAGUCUGGCCAGCAGUACCUUGAGUACAACACGCUCGGCGGUGUGCUGGAUUUCUACUUUUUCGCCGGCUCCAGCCCCGUCGACGUGGCUAGACAGUACGGCGCGCUGGCCGGCACGCCCGCCAUGCCGCCGUACUGGGGUCUCGGCUACCACAACUGCCGCUACGGCUACCGCGACGCCUUUGAAGUCGCCGAGGUGGUGCACAACUACAGCGUCGCGACCAUGUGGACCGACAUUGAUUACAUGGACCGCCGCCGCGUCUUCUCCCUCGACCCGGAGCGCUACCCGCUCGCCUCGAUGCGCGCGCUCGUCUCGCAUCUGCACCAUCAUGAUCAGCACUACGUCGUCAUGGUCGACCCGGCCGUCGCGUAUCAGGACUACUCGCCGCUGCACCGCGGCAUCGAGCAGAAUGCAUUCUUGCUCCGCGAAAACGGCUCCGCCUGGCUCGGUGUUGUGUGGCCCGGCGUCACCGUUUUUCCGGACUGGUUCGCCGAGACAGUCGAUGGGUACUGGAAGAAUGAAUUCAAGCUCUUCUUUGACAAGGACGCUGGCGUGGAUAUUGACGCCCUCUGGAUCGACAUGAACGAGCCCAGCAACUUUCCUUGCAACUUUCCCUGCGAUGAUCCUUACGCGGCCGCCGAGGGCUACCCGCCGCCCGCACCGCCCGUCCGCGACACACCCCGGUCCCUUCCUGGCUGGCCGUGCGAGUUCCAGAUCGGCGGCUGCGGCAACAGCAGCAAGCGCAGCAACAACAUCAACGCCGGAGCCACCAACCCCAAUGUCGCGCCUGCCAUUCGAAGCAACUCCCUGAUCCUCCCAGUCCGCGCCGCCGCUGCUGCCGGCGAUCAAAAGGGUCUUCCCAAUCGCGACCUUCUCUUCCCCAAGUACGCCAUCCACAACAAGGCCGCAUACAGGGACGACUGGAACGCCGACCACGGCGGCAUCUCCAAUCACACCGUCAACACCGACGUCAUGCACCAAAACGGGCUCGCCAUGUACGACACACACAACCUGUACGGCGCGCUCAUGUCCCUCGCCUCUCACCGGGCCAUGCUCGCGCGCCGUCCCGGCCUCCGCCCACUCAUCAUCACCCGGAGCACCUUUCCUGGCGCGGGCGCCCACGUAGGUCACUGGCUCGGCGACAACCUCUCCACGUGGCAAAAGUACCGCGAGUCCAUCCGCGGCAUGCUCGCCUUUACCGCGCUCUUCCAGUUCAACAUGGUCGGCUCCGACGUGUGCGGCUUUGGCGGCAACACCACCGAGGAGCUGUGCGCGCGGUGGGCAAGCCUCGGCGCCUUUUACAGCUUCUACCGCAACCAUAACGCGUACGGCACCGCCGCGCAGGAAUUCUACAUUUGGGAGAGCGUUGCUGCCGCGGCGCGUAAAGCCAUUGAUAUCCGGUACCGACUCAUGGACUACUUUUACACGGCCAUGUGGCGUGCUAGCGAGGACGGCACCCCAAGCAUCUCGCCCGUCUUUUACCACUACCCUGACGAUCAGGCCGCGUGGGCGCUGGAGCUGCAAUUCUUUUACGGCCCGGCCAUCAUGGUCGCGCCCGUGACGGAAGAGAGCGCCACCAGCGUCAACGUGUACAUUCCCGCGGGAGCCACCUUUUACGACUGGUACACGCAUCAAGCCAUCCGUGGUAACAACGACGGCGGCCGCACUCACACAUUUUCCAAUGUCGACGUCACUACGAUUCCGCUGCUCAUCCGCGGGGGCGUCAUUGUCCCGCUGCGCGCCGCAUCGGCCAAUACCACGACGGAGCUGCGCACGCGCGCCUUUGAGCUGCUCGUGCCGCUUGACGAGCGCGGACGCGCCGAGGGCGAGCUAUACGUUGAUGACGGCGUGUCGGUGGCGCAAAAGGCGGGCGGCGUGACGGAUAUUCAGUUUGUUUACCAAGAGGGCGUGCUGACUAUCAAUGGCACGUUUGCGGUGGAUGAUGCGCUCCCGCGGAUCGUCAAGGUGACAGUGCUGGGCGAAGACUGCAAGACAAAGAGGGCAGCGGAAAAGGGUGCGGCAGAGGAGGGCAAGAGGAGUCGGACAGUCAAGGUGGACAUUUCACUCAACGAGGCGAGCACCACAAAGGUUUAA
Messenger RNA from Beauveria bassiana ARSEF 2860, 2787 nucleotides. RefSeq names its product Glycoside hydrolase, family 31. Gene Ontology annotation, molecular function: carbohydrate binding; hydrolase activity, hydrolyzing O-glycosyl compounds. Gene Ontology annotation, biological process: carbohydrate metabolic process. The record is from RefSeq and is a predicted model, not a curated record. The coding region runs from base 1 to 2787 and encodes 928 amino acids. Lineage: Eukaryota; Fungi; Ascomycota; Sordariomycetes; Hypocreales; Cordycipitaceae. The transcript is spliced from 2 exons.